GAGGAGGAGGAGGAGGCCGUGCCUUGGAGCAUCAGCGGCUCAGUCAGUCCGCCGCCUGGCUCCGCGCCGUUCCGACCUCCGCGCCCUUCCCCUCGGCGUCGGUUGGCGUGCCUUACCAGAACGCCAGCUGCCUACCGCUCGGCGCUGGGUUGCGAAGGACCGUCGCCGAAGCUGGUUUCGCCUCCCUACAACGCUCUCGAGCCGGUCUUCAAGGGAAUUUGCCGCUUCUUCAGCGGCAUGAUAUUCUCCUGACUUCUGUUGACUACCCAGGAAACAUUCGACUGUCCUUACAAUGAUGAUUCGAGUUUUACCUAUCAUAAGAUGGGUUGCUUUACUUUUGCAAGUUUGUACGGUUUAUGCCAGUGUACAAAGUUAUGUUGACAUAAACUUGGACGAUGGAGUUGUUAAUGGUUAUAGUGAACGGGUACAUUUUAUUUCCACUCCAACUGCUGAUGACAACGGGAAAUGUGGAAAACAAGCAGUCAUUAAAAUAAAUAUUGGAGGACAAGUACAAGUUGUACACUUUCACCUAAAGUACAAUGUACCUCGUCUUUGGACGUUUCAUUUAUCAGAUUCUCUCAGUGCUGAAGGAUAUGGUUAUUAUGCUACAGAGGGUAAUAAUAGUACCAUUGAAAUGCAAGUUUUGAAUGAACAAAUGAGAGUGUACACAGCUUGGCCCAUGCCUACUACAGGAUCAUCGAAUGAGGGGAACGAACCAGGCAGCACUCACUCUCAGUGGAUGUUUCUCCGUGUUGUUGAUGAGACAAUCCAGAGGAGUAACGCUGUGGAACUUUCCUUCUCUGUGAAAGGAAACACAUUUCGUUGGCAUGAUGAUCGUUUGGCUCAUGAUUUCUCAGCACCUCCUGGUCUUUUUUAUGAUAAUGGAAUAAUAAAAGAUAAUAUUACUCUAUAUGUUGGAAUGAAUCGCAUUGUUUCUGGAAAUUGGAGAACAGGCUCUGGACUGUGCCAUCUAAGUAUAAAGUUAAUGGAACAUGAACAAGAAUGCAAUGCUGAGGAGGUAGGGUGUGAUGUUCAUGCUAUUUGCAAACCCAAUCGCAGGGGUUACCAUUGCUCUUGCAAAAGAGGAUGGCAAGGCAAUGGUACAGUUUGCCAAGAUAUUAAUGAAUGUUUACCGAGAAAUGCAGGUUGUGUUCAUAAAUGCCAUAACACAAUGGGAUCCUAUAGAUGUUCAUGCCAUUCAGGUUUUACUACAGAUCCCAAUGAUCCUCACAACUGCAUUGAUAUUGAUGAAUGUACAAUAAAUAAUGGAGGAUGUGAACAGAAAUGCAUUAACACUAUAGGAAGUUAUGAAUGUCAGUGUGUAAGGAAUGGUGUAACUUUCACCACAAAUCAAAAACAUUGUAGAGGAGGAAAUGUGCUUUGUUAUGGUUUUGGGUGUCAGCCAAACUGUGAAAUAGGCUAUAACAAUCAACUGAAGUCGUGUACAUGCUUGUCAGGGUAUAUAGUAAAUGUUACAAGCGGAAUAUCGUGUCAACGCCCUUGUUACAUUGGAAACGGAGGUUGUCAUCAUCAGUGUCAUGAUACAAAUACAGGCCCUGUUUGCUCAUGUCAGCAUAAAUAUCUGUUAGGAUUAGAUAAUCAUUCUUGUGCAGCAUCAUGUUAUGUGAAUAAUGGAGGAUGCCAUAAACGAUGCACAAACACAAACAUAGGAGUAAUGUGCAGUUGUCCAAGUGGUUACAUGCUAAAUAAAGAUGGGAAAACAUGUGACGAUAUCAAUGAAUGUGCAGCUGGGGAAGAUGGGUGUCAACAUAAAUGUGUCAAUAUGAUUGGCAGUUAUGAAUGUUUGUGCCCCCCUGGUUUUAAGUUGAAUCCUGUGGAUGAAAGAUCGUGCAUUGAUAUAGAUGAGUGUGAGGUUAAUGACACAUGCGAGCAUACAUGCAUCAAUACUCCUGGUUCUUAUAGUUGUGAAUGCACUCCAGGAUACGAACUCUUUGGCAAAACUCAUUGUGGAGAUAUUGAUGAAUGUGCAGAUUCCAAUGGAGGCUGCCCCCACAUCUGUGUCAAUACUCAAGGAUCUUAUUAUUGUUCCUCUCGUCCUGUUGACCAUAAACGUGUGAAGCUGGAAAAUGAAUGUGUUGCUGCUUAUUCAGCAAAUCUCAGGUUUCUGGUAUCGGGAAUACCAGAACCACAAAAGAAGACAUAUGGGCAAAGUUUAGCUAAGAAACUACAAGAGCAAAUAUCAGACUGUCACUUGCACUUUAAUAAAAUGCAAAUUAUGCCUCCUAGAAAAGUAUCAAACACUUUUGGACACGUUGAAGGACAUGUUUUUCAAGUGCACAUGGAAAUUACAUGCAAAAGUCUGAAUAAAACAAUUGCUUGCAAUGAAGAUUGCCAUUCCACCAAUGCAAAAGAGACAAUUUGUAGAACUUCUUCUGAACUCAAGGAGCGGUCAAAUAAAGAGUUAUCAGUUAUGAUUGAAAAUAGAAUUAUAAACAUUAUACCAAAGAGUUUGGCAUUUCGGCACUUUCAUUUAAAAAAUUGUGGAGGAAAAGGAGAGAGAAUAAGAGUACAAGAUUUAUGCUCUCAGUCACAACAAUGGAAGGAUGAAAACGGAAAGAAAUUGCAAAAACCUACACAACUUAAUGUUGAAGUACAGAAUAUUAUGAGUCAGAAGCUCCUCAGUAAUGUUUCUUCAUCAGUAUGUCAUUUGUGCCCCAAAGACACAUAUCAGAAUGCUGGAAAGCAAAAAUCAUGUAAAAGAUGUCCUGAAAAUUCAUUUACUGAUGGUAUUGGUUCAUUGAAGUUAGAUGACUGCAAACGAACAAAAUGCGAGAGUUAUAUGAGUGAGUUGAGUGGCUUCAUUGAAUCACCCAACUUUCCUGGAGAUUAUCCAAGUAAUGCAGAUUGUUCUUGGAUUCUGAAGCCUCCCAAAAGAAGGCGCCUCUUAAUAAUUGUUUCUGAACUUCAUUUAGCUGGAGAAAAAUGUCAAGAUUCAUUAAUGAUGAGGAAAUCAAAAUCUCCAUAUUCACCAGUUACUUUUGAAGCAUGUAGAUCUAUUACCAAACCAGUUGCAUUUGUUGCUCAAAGUAAAACAUUGUGGAUUAAUUUUCGAUCAGAUUCUACCAAUAACUCAAGAGGAUUUCAUAUUUCCUUCGUAACAUACAAUGAAGAAUAUCAAACUCUUAUUGAAGAUAUUGUGCAAGACAGUAGACUUUAUGCAUCACAAAAUCAUCUGGAAAUUCUUCGUGAUAAAAAAUUGCUUGCAGCUCUAAUGGAAGUUAUUGCUCAGCCAAUAAACUACUAUAAAUAUGAAAGUGAGAAAAGAAAAAUGUUUCCAAGUUCAUUCAUUCGAUUUAUGACUCCUAAAGUACGAAAAUUUUUCUCAUAUAGAUGACUGCAUUCCAUUUAUAAAUUGACUUUCGAUGCUGAGAAAUGUGUUUGACCAAAAUAGAUUUCCUUUAGUAGGUACCUAUUUUGUAGGUGUAUUUAAAGGUAUUUGUACAUAAGUUGUUUUGUGAAUAUUAUUGUAAGUAAAUAAAUUAU
Molecule: messenger RNA, 3504 nt
Organism: Gryllus bimaculatus (two-spotted cricket)
Lineage: Eukaryota; Metazoa; Arthropoda; Insecta; Orthoptera; Gryllidae
Source: the annotation of a GenBank genome assembly